Molecule: messenger RNA, 594 nt
Organism: Prunus armeniaca (apricot)
Lineage: Eukaryota; Viridiplantae; Streptophyta; Magnoliopsida; Rosales; Rosaceae
Source: the annotation of a GenBank genome assembly
AUGGAACCACAGGUUGAGCAUCCUGUGACAGAGAUGAUUUCCUCUGUUGACUUGAUUGAAGAACAAAUUCGUGUAGCUAUGGGAGAAAAACUUCGAUACACACAGGAUGAGAUAGUGCUCAGAGGACACUCAAUUGAAUGUCGUAUCAAUGCAGAAGAUGCUUUUAAAGGAUUCCGACCUGGGCCAGGAAGAAUAACUGCCUACUUACCAUCUGGAGGUCCCUUUGUUAGAAUGGAUAGCCAUGUUUAUCCUGAUUAUGUGGUUCCUCCAAACUAUGAUUCCCUUCUUGGAAAGCUUAUUGUUUGGGCACCAACAAGAGAAAAAGCAAUUGAUCGAAUGAAGAGGGCUCUUGACGACACUAUUAUAACAGGGGUUCCCACAACCAUUGAAUAUCAUAAACUUAUCCUUGAUAUAGAGGAUUUCAAAAAUGGGAAGGUUGAUACCGCUUUUAUUCCAAAGCAUGAAGAGGAGCUCGCCGCGGUUAUGGAUGGUGAAUGGGGGUCAGCCCCAACAUUUGGUGCCAAAGAACUAGCUGCUGCAUCUGCUUCAACACCAGGAACUUUGACAUGCCUUGAAUAUGAGAAUUCCAUUUGA